This is a messenger RNA of Sphaeramia orbicularis (orbiculate cardinalfish), 1887 nucleotides long. RefSeq names its product synapse-associated protein 1-like. Bases 116 to 1207 code for a protein of 363 amino acids. Lineage: Eukaryota; Metazoa; Chordata; Actinopteri; Kurtiformes; Apogonidae. Gene Ontology annotation, cellular component: nucleus; cytoplasm; Golgi apparatus. Gene Ontology annotation, biological process: regulation of short-term neuronal synaptic plasticity; TORC2 signaling. The transcript is spliced from 9 exons. The record is from RefSeq and is a predicted model, not a curated record.
AAGUCAAUCCCUUGGUUCAGUUCCUGGUUGCAUAAAGUCAACAACCAGCCAUAUCGCUUUAAAUUGCUGUUUUUUCCCCCCACCAACUCAGACAGAAACAGGGACUUUAGCCGAAAUGUUUAAGGGUCUGGGGACGUGGUUGGGUUUGGAGACCCCGACGUACACUAAGACGUCGGAUGAAAAGGAAAACCUGAGUGUGGAGCAGGAAGAAAAGGUGGUAGAAGCCCAAAAUGAGGUAAACAAACAGCCCCCAGCUGAACAGGAUCAAGAAGAACUGACGAAAGAGGACAGUUCAGAAGAAAGCAAAGGGCUGGGUGAAUACAUCUUCAGUUUUGCCACCAGUGCCACCAAGAAGAUAUCUGAAUCAGUGGUUGAAACUGCUCAGACUAUCAAGAAGAGUGUGGAGGAAGGGAAGAUCGACGGCAUCAUAGACAAGACUUUUCUAGGAGACUUCCAGAAGGAGCAAGAGAAGUUUGUCCAAGAAAAAAAGGCAAAAAGAUCAGAAGCGGCAGUACCUCCUUGGAUCGGUUACAAUGAGGAAGAGACCAUUCAGCAACAAAUCCUCGCCCUUUCAGCUGACAAGAGGAACUUCUUGCGUGACCCUCCUGCUGGUGUUCAGUUCAACUUUGACAUGGAGCAGAUGUAUCCUCUAGCUGCAGUGAUGCUGGAAGAAGACCAGCUCCUCAACCGCAUGCGCUUUGACCUCGUCCCUAAACAUGUGAAGGAGGAGGUCUUCUGGAGGAAUUAUUUCUACCGUGUGUCUCUGGUUAAGCAGUCGGCUCAGCUCACAGCACUGGCAGCCCAACAGCAGCAGCAGGAUGGCGAGGACCGAGGGGCCAGUGUAUCACCUGAUGACAUCGUCUUAACAGAUACUGUCAGACCAAAAACUCCACCUGUUUCCAUCAGUGACAUAAAGAAGCCGCCUCAGGAAGAGGACGAGGAGAUAUCGACAAGUCCAGGAGUGUCCGAGUUUGUGAGUGAUGCUUUUGACUCCACAGCCAUCAAUCAGGAGGACCUGAGGAAAGAGAUGGAGCAGCUUGUGCUGGAUAAGAAGGACAGCACCCCCUCUCCAGAUGACGAGUCAGCUGAUUGGGAGAAGGAGCUGCAGCAGGAGCUUCAGGAGUACGAGGUGGUAACAGAGUCGGACAACAAAGACGACCAGUGGGAUCAAGAGAUCGAAAAGAUGCUUCAGGCUGAUGACAGCUAGACGACUGCUCCACGUCUGUCUGCGGCAAACUCAGUGAUCAUCCCACAGUGAAUUAAUGAAUGAACGAAUUGUGAAGAGUGAUGCACAAGGGGAUUAUUUCGUACAUCCUGUGCCCCGCUCCACCUGCUAGCCCAGUGUCAUUACUUGUCUGUCCUGUACACGAUGAGGGUGUAGAUAAGAUAAUAGCAAAGGUGGAGAAGUGGUUCUGUUCAGGGGUAUAAAUGAAGUGCUAAUUCACUGAUCCUUCCAAAAUUAGUUUCAUCCACCCUACCACCUGACCCUAGUGUUUUCUCUGUGUGAUGGAGGGAGAAUCCACCAGGUGGCGCUUCAGUACAAGUUCUACAAAGUUUACAACUGGCUUUGGUUAAAAAUCUCAGAUCUGUAUUCACUUAUUUCUCUUUCCCUUGCUGCUUUCUGGUGAACUGUACAGUAAAGUCUUAGUAUAGGUAUAGUACAGUAGAGUAAAAUGUAAAAUUACUUUUAUGUAAAUACAGAAGAUUCUAACGCUGUCUUUUACUAUAAGUUGCAUUUACAUGUCAUUCUAUUUGCUCUUUGACAUUUUGUAUCUCAUUUUAACAUACUCUGUGCACCACUGUGUUCCUUUGUUUCUCUUCAACAGAAAUACUGUAGAUUUUCUGUUUUAUCUGCUGACCUUUAAUAAAUAUUUAUAUGACAAUGGA